Messenger RNA from Cladophialophora yegresii CBS 114405, 3906 nucleotides. RefSeq lists its product as uncharacterized. The coding region runs from base 1 to 3906 and encodes 1301 amino acids. Lineage: Eukaryota; Fungi; Ascomycota; Eurotiomycetes; Chaetothyriales; Herpotrichiellaceae. The transcript is spliced from 2 exons. Gene Ontology annotation, molecular function: zinc ion binding; DNA-binding transcription factor activity, RNA polymerase II-specific; DNA binding. The record is from RefSeq and is a predicted model, not a curated record. Gene Ontology annotation, biological process: regulation of DNA-templated transcription; DNA-templated transcription.
AUGUUUCAAUUCAACGGGAGCCGGACAGACCCCGUCGUCGACUCUCUAGGCAGCCACCACCGGACGUCGAACCACACCAAGACCGAAAAGCGUCACAUCACGCGAAACAGGACGAGCUAUAGCUGUAUCACUUGCCGUCGAAGAAAGGUCAAAUGCGACAAAACUCGGCCAGUAUGUGGUGGCUGUCAGAAGGCAAAUGAGCAGUGCUUGUACCAUGAUGAUAUGACACCCGCUGCCGCUGAGGUGUUGACGAACGAGGACACAGGCCAAGGCUGGAAAAAGCGAAAGUCAAGUCUCGCUGAGCAGGAGUCUCUCGAAAUGCUUGCAGCACCAGCUGACAGCACAACGCGGCCCACUGACCUCAAAGCCAUCGAAGAGCAGCUGCAGCGACUAACAAGAAUGGUGGAUGCUCUUCGCCAUGGUACCACCAAUGGGAACGAUUUGAGGUGGAAGGAGCUGUUGACACCGCAGCAAUCGGGUUCCGACUCGGGGUCCGAAGGACCUCUGCAUCGACCAAGUAUGACUCUUGACAUGUUCCAGUCUGGGAACCACGGAUCGACAAAAGAACCUGCUGAUCUGAGCACGCCCCUGUCAACCUUGAAGCUCAACAAUGGUGAAGCAAGGGAGGAUCCAUUCUGGAACCACCUAUCUGACGAGUUGGACCAGCUCAACCACCUGAUGCGCCGGCGGGACAAUACCUAUGCGAUCUCACUCAGUCCAGAGCACAAGCCAUGCGAUUCAACGCGAGAUUGUGUGCCUCCAGUCGAGGAGGGGCCCGAACCCGAGGCAGAUGAUUUCUGGGCUUCGAAUGACUUCCACAAAGAUGCCGGAAUCAAAACUUUUGAGAGUCUCGACCUGGAAAACAAUCAUUCCAUUUGUCGCAUGCUAGCAUUCACCAAAUCCAGCCUGCUACAGAAUAUCCCUCUCAAAUGUUCACCUGCUGCAGCUGUAGAUCAGCUCACACAAGGGCUUCCGACAAGAGCACAGAGCAACGUACUGUUCAGAUGCUGGUUAUCUGGCGUGUAUCCAGUCGUGGGCAUCUUUCUGCCUUCGGACAUAUCCCAGAAACAUGAAGAAUUCUGGGACGACAGAGAAGCAAAUGGCGCCGCGGAGUCCAGGCGCCCCAACCUAGAUUUCUUAACUGCAUUAUACGCAGUCUGGUACGCUGGUUCACUGAGUAUUUCUCCCAAGGGGCUUCGACAGUGGUUUCCCCAUACCUCGAGAGCCAGCCUCAGCACGCAAUUCCAUGACCACACGGUGUUUUGUUUGCUUCUCGGAUCGUUCAAACGGAAUAUGAGCCUGUACAAGCUGGCCGCUCUGGUGCUCCUACAAACCAUAACUGUCGCGGAGGAAGAGCCUCUGCAAAGCAGUCUCUAUCUAGCACUCAUUGUGCGCUUGGCGUUGUCCAUGGGCUUGCAUAGGGAGCCUACCCUAUUCGAGCUUUCCGUGAACGAAGAGGGAAUGCGGCGACGACUAUGGUGGCAGAUCAUACAGUUGGACAUCUUCAAUGUCGUAGCCAGCGGCUAUCCAUCCCAGAUCUCAGAGAAAUUCUGUGAUACACGGGUUAUUUGCGAAGAUAGAGAUGCCUUCUUACCUGAUGGCACCGGUGAGGUUGCUUCAACCCAUCCGAGUCCCAGGGCCGUGCGACCACCAAGUGAGACUUCUAAUGGAGGGACUCCGAAUGCCACCUCGUUUCGCACGCUGAUGCUGGUGGCAAGGGGCAAAUCGAUCCUGGCCUGCGCCCUGCGAAGCGUGGUGGCUAUCCAUCUGGAAACCAAGAAACUCACAAAUGAGGAUAUUCAGGAGAUGAAGAGAAUCAUCACUGAAGUGGGGGACCACAUCCACGGCAUCAUCAAGGCAAUACCAAGCAAGGGAAUGCCAGAGAUGGGUUUUUCGCCAGACGUACCCAAAGAUGCACAGCACCGUGGAUCCGCCAGUGACGCGCUUAUGGGCAGUCCUAUCACUUCCACCGACAUCGCGUACUACAAGACGUCUCCUAAUGACACUGAUCCCUCGUGGCCCUUGGCAAGCUUUCAUCGUCAGAAGCAGGCGGCAUACAAUAAGUGGGCUCGGGUAAGCCUCUCAAUGCUGGUCGACAAGAUUCACUGUGUGGCGUAUGCGCCCUUCCUCAAAAACACCAAAAGCAGGUUGUGGGGAGUAGGCAGACAGUGCGCAUUGCACAGCUGCCACAGCUUUCUGAGGAAAUUCAUCUCCCUCGCCACUGAUCCGGAUCUCGAAGCGUUCCGGUGGAGUUGGCCGGCACUUUACGGUCCUCUCCAUGCAGUUCUGAUCAUUCUGGUUGACCUCUACGAGAGACCCGCCAGCGUAGAGGCGCCAAGGUCAAGGGAGCUAGUCGACAAGGUGGUUGGACUAGCCGCUCCCGAGUCGGGGAUCGUGGGGGGUCCCGAUGGAUAUACCGUCCAGAGACCACUAAGGGAAGGUGGCGUGGAAGCUUGGGAUAUGUUGCGAGGCCUCCGGUCUGCGGCUUGGCAGAGAGCGGGUCUUGACCCUACAGUGUUGUGGACAGAGGAGGAUCAGCUCGCAGUAGGAGUGGCGACUCCGUUGACAGAAGCACAGAGGAUUGCGCAGAGUCUCAGAGAAGACUCCAUAUAUGAAGGGCAAGCAACGGCUGAGGUCGGGAGUCUUUGGAUGGACAAUAUCAAACCGACGGAGCAGGAUGUUCGAUACAUGGUGAAGCUCCCGCAAGGUGAGUUUGACAAUGAGGGUGGCGCGGCUGGGGAGUCGUUCCGCUGCACCCGAACUGCACGCAACAAGUUUUUGCAAGGCAUCGAGCGUGAUGCUCGCAUGGAUGCCGGCAAAGGGCUGGCGCGGCGAGAAGGCCAAGCUAAGAUGCCUUUUCCACUGAGCGGUAAGAUGGCGAAGUGCUCUGGCAAAGCUGCUGCUGCUGAUGCUCCACCUGUGCACGUCCUUGAUAUGCACGCCCAUGUGCCCAGGCCAGAGGGCGGCCCUCGUUCAUGCCCGAGCCGUGUAUCUUCGUAUCUGGCUCAAACUGAGGCGACAAACGGCACACAGUCUCUUCACGAAACGUCCCGCGCACCCGAACAAUCGAGCUGGGAUCUUUCCCCUUCCAAUGGUGUCACGCACACGUCGCCAGUCACGAGCGAUCCACUCACCCAGAGACAUGCGAGCGGAGUCGUCCAUGUGAAUGGCCAUACCGAUGAACACGGCAUUCACAUCCCUGGUAGUCAAGCCGAACAGUCACACCGGGACCAAGGCUCGACGUAUGACGGGCUACACGAGAGUGACACAGAUAUGGACCUUGGCUUUGACUGGGAACGCUGGGAUGCCGUGUUUGGGCAAUACUCUGGCUUCACAGACCUCAUGGACGACAUCACCAUGUCAGCGUGGGCAGAGCAAGCCGAAAUGAAGUUCUGCAAGCCCGCACAUCCAUAUGCAGACCCACACGAGAAGAUGGAGACCGACAAAGAUGACAAGCAUCAAAUCGAGACGACUAGCUGGGGCGUUCCCAAGCAUCUAUUCGACUACUCGGAAGUCGUAACAUUACAAACCGGCACUGGGGCCCAAAGACAAUACUUCGCCAUGCACGGCCCUCGGCUCUGUAGCGAGUCGACGCACUUCCACGAGCGGUUGCACGGGGACUACCCAGAGACACGGAGACGGCAUUUCGACCUGAAAGACCACGAGACGGCCGUCGUCGCCUGCAUGCUACGCUGGUUUCGUGGCUGGGAUUGUCCUUCUUGCGGCGACCAUGGCGUGCGUGGCCACAUUAAGGACGCAAUGCUCCUAGCGAGGGAGUUGGGCAUUCCACGGUACAGCAAACAUUUGAUCGGAAAGAUGGAAGCACUCGAUGGCGAGUGGCUUUCGCGACCGGAUGAAAUGGCCGCCAAUGCCACUCCCGCUUCCACUACCACUACCAAUUCAUGA